Messenger RNA from Mobula hypostoma (lesser devil ray), 3959 nucleotides. Its product is annotated as creatine transporter-like. NCBI's taxonomy places the organism in Eukaryota, Metazoa, Chordata, Chondrichthyes, Myliobatiformes, Myliobatidae. Gene Ontology annotation, cellular component: plasma membrane. Gene Ontology annotation, biological process: sodium ion transmembrane transport. The record is from RefSeq and is a predicted model, not a curated record. Gene Ontology annotation, molecular function: gamma-aminobutyric acid:sodium:chloride symporter activity. The transcript is spliced from 13 exons. Bases 594 to 2459 code for a protein of 621 amino acids.
GUGUGUGUGUAUGAGGGAGGGGUGUGUAGCUGUGUCUGUGUGUGUGAGACGGAGAGAGUGUGUGGUCUGUGUGAGAGAGACUGGUGUGUGAGAAAGAUUGAUGUGUGAGAGAAAGAGAGAGAAUGGUGUGCGUGAGAGGGAGUGAGAGUAAGUGGUGUGUGUGAGAGAGGGGGAGAGAGAGUGGAGUGUGUGUGUGUGAGAGAGAAGCAUUGGUAUGUGUGUGUGAGCGCCGGGGAGAGGAGGGCAGUGUUUCCCCGCCUCGUCCCACUUCUGGCCCGCUCCUGCGAAGAUUCGCUGCCCAAAUUAGGUGGCGAGGGGUGUGAGAGGGCGAGGAGGCGGCGCCGGCCGCUUGCGGGUAUAAAGCAGCCGGGCUGCGGAGUGGGAGAGAGCGGUUGACCGGGAGAAUCCUCUGGUGUCGGUGCCCGUGUCGAGGAAGCGCUCGCACCAAGGGAGCGCAGACUCUGGAGGCGACCGCGCGGUCCCGGGGCCCCUAAUGCACUACUUCAGACUCAGUUUCAAGUGUUUUGUGGAUUGUUUCUGAAGCCGGGACCGCGGGAGAGAGAGCGACGCAACUUUGCGCCGACCCAGCCGAAAUGGAGAGCCGCGACCCCCGCGGCGGCGCCCAGCACCUGUGGAAGGAGCAGCGGAGAGCGGCGCGGCCCGAGCGCCCGGCGGACUGCGAGACCGCGGGAGGGGACACCCCGGAGGGGAUGACCCAGAGGGCGACCUGGAGCAACCAGAUGGACUUCAUCAUGUCUUGUGUGGGCUUCGCAGUGGGGCUGGGCAACGUGUGGCGUUUUCCGUACCUGUGUUACAAGAACGGCGGAGGUGUUUUCCUCAUUCCCUACAUCCUGGUUGCCAUGUUUGGCGGGAUUCCCAUCUUUUUCCUGGAAAUCUCGCUUGGGCAGUUCAUGAAGGCCGGUGGGAUCAAUGUCUGGAACAUUGCACCACUUUUCAAAGGACUGGGCUUUGCCUCGAUGGUGAUCGUCUUCUUCUGUAACACGUACUAUAUAAUGAUCCUGAGCUGGGGCUCGUUCUACCUGGUGAACUCGUUCUCCACCCCCCUGCCCUGGGCCUCCUGCAACAACACGUGGAACACCGACGCGUGCUCCGAAGGCUGUGGCAUCUCUGGCGACGCCAACGUCAGCGCCUGCACCCCCCAGGGGCAGGCACAGUCCUCUAUCGUCGAGUUCUGGGAGAGGAGAGUGCUGCGGCUGUCGAGCGGACUGGCAGAGAUGGGCGAGGUCAGCUGGCAGGUGACGCUCUGCCUCGUCGCCACGUGGCUCCUCGUCUACUUCUGCAUCUGGAAGGGCGUGAAGUGCACAGGGAAGAUUGUCUACUUCACGGCCACGUUCCCCUACAUUAUCCUGACCAUCCUGCUGAUCCGCGGGGCCACGCUCCCCGGAGCUGUUCAAGGCAUCAUCUACUACCUGCAGCCUGACUGGAGCAAGCUGGGAGAGCCUCAGGUAUGGAUUGACGCCGGUACACAGAUUUUCUUCUCAUACGCCAUCGGGCUUGGGGCCCUCACCGCUCUGGGCAGCUACAACCAGUUCCACAAUGACUGCUACAAAGACACCUUCAUCCUGUCGCUGGUGAACAGCGGCACCAGUUUUUUUGCGGGCCUGGUUGUCUUUUCGAUCCUGGGAUUCAUGGCGGAGGAGCAGGGAGUGGACAUCUCCGAGGUGGCUGAGUCAGGGCCCGGCCUGGCCUUCAUUGCCUACCCGAAAGCUGUAACCCUCAUGCCGCUGCCUCAGGUGUGGGCCGCACUCUUCUUCAUUAUGCUGCUCUUCCUUGGCCUCGGCAGCCAGUUUGUGGGUGUGGAGGGAUUCGUCACUGGGAUUCUCGACCUGCUGCCUGUCAAGUGCUCCUGCCGCUACCAGAGGGAAGUUUUAGUGGCCGUCAUCAUCACCAUUACCUUCGUCAUCGACCUCUCCAUGGUCACCCAGGCCGGCAUGUUCAUCUUCCAGCUCUUCGAUUACUACUCGGCCAGUGGGAUGACGCUGCUUUGGCAAGCCUUCUGGGAGUGUGUGGUGGUGGCCUGGGUGUACGGUGGAGACCGAUUUAUGGGUGACCUGGUGUGUAUGUUGGGGUACCGACCCUGUGUGAUGAUAAAGUGGUGCUGGUCAUUCAUCACUCCUCUGAUCUGCGUGGGAAUCUUCACCUUCCACCUGGUGAACUACCGGCCCCUGACGUACAACAAGACGUACACCUACCCCUGGUGGGGCGAGGCCAUCGGCUGGAGUCUUGCCCUGGCCUCCAUGCUCUGCAUCCCCACCACCGUCCUCUACAAACUCACCCAAAGCAGGGGCUCCCUGAAAGAGCGGUGGCGGGAGCUGACCAGGCCCGUGUGGGGGAACCAUCACCUGAUCUACCAGGCUGCCGAGGCAGACCUCAAGCAACCGUGCCAGGAGGCUUCCUCCUCCCACGAGAAGGUGGUCAUCUACGAGAGCGUGAUGUGAGUGCGCACCACUCACGGUGGCGGUCCCGCAUGGGACCCCCCCACUUCAACUCCAGUCUGGGGUCAGCCCAAGCACCCCAGGGACGGUCUUCCAGAACAUUCUGCUGGUGUGUGUGUGUGUGUGUGUGUGUGUGUGUGUGUGGUUUCGCAGGGGAGGGGGUAGGGGUGAAGGGUGGGAGGGGCUACUGACUUUGCGAAUGCCAUGACUGCAGAGGCCGUCUCAAAGGACAGUGGGUCUAUUAAUGAAGGGAUGCAAUUUCUAUGUAUCCACCCCACCCAGGGGGGAGGACACUGUGACCCUCUCUGAGUGGUGGGUGUGUACACCCACUGUCCUCUGGGAAUCUGUGAUCGGACGGGAGGUGGGGUGAGGUGAUGGUCGGUCCGAAUCUGAUAAAACCUGCACAGUGUGUCUGAUCUCCAACCACAACAGUUUCUGCUGAUUGCCAACCGAGCACUCCCCUCGGCGGAUUCUGCAGGCUGGGAUAAUUUUGGUGUCUUCCCCCUCCUCAACCCCACCCUUCAUCUCAAAGUGCCUCCUCCUGAACCUCAGGCCGAAUUAGUGUCCUCUGAUUAUUUAUUAUAUAACAUAUAAUUAAUAUGUUAAACUUUGGAAAAGACGCACUUCAUACCAACUGUCAGCUCCUUGCUGGUUCCACUUGGACAAUGCUCGCCCACCUCCUCGCACUCUGCAAACACAGUUCAAAUGGCACCCCGAGACCCACCCCCAGGCAGGAGAACAUUCUUCCAAAUUCCUCCUUGGAUUGAAUUGGGGACUGUGUAAAUCAGGGUAGAGAGACUGGAACCAUGUUCCUGCUGCUGGGAAUGGAGACAGGAACUGUGCACGGUGCUCCUGGUGAGGGUCUGACCCAGGGAUACGGAGACGGGAACUGUGCACAGUGUUCCCUGUGUGGGUCUGACCCAGGGAUACAGAGACAGGAACUGUGCACGGUGCUCCUGGUGAGGGUCUGAUCCAGGGAUACGGAGACGGGAACUGUGCACGGUGCUCCCGGUGUGGGUCUGACCCAGGGAUACGGAGACGGGAACUGUGCACGGUGCUCCCGGUGUGGGUCUGACCCAGGGAUACGGAGACGGGAACUGUGCACGGUGCUCCCGGUGUGGGUCUGACCCAGGGAUACGGAGACGGGAACUGUGCACGGUGCUCCCGGUGUGGGUCUGACCCAGGGAUACGGAGACGGGAACUGUGCACGGUGCUCCCGGUGUGGUCUGACCCAGUCUGUAGGGGGUGGAAUUGAACGAGAGUUUGUACAGAGUUAAUGGGGGAGGCGGGCCACCGCAGAAGUGCUCAUUGUGAUUGUGCCAAUAACAAUAGAAUUGAUUGUACAUCAGAGUGAUGUAAUCACUUUAAAAUAAGCACCUUAACAUGAUACUGUGAUUAACUGCACAAAUUAACUGUGUGGUUCCUAGAGCACAUCUGAGAUUUGUGAGUCUUCUGGAUUUUCAGUGUGUGAAUUGAAAUGAAUAAAAUCUUUUGUCAACUGGU